UGAGGCACGACACGUGCGCAUCGCCUUAACAAACUUCGCGGCUAUUUGCCUUACAAAAAGCUUCCCAACACGAGUGACCGAUUAAUUGAUAAGUGAACGGAGUGCUGCCCCUUUUUUCGAGCAAUUCGGAGCCGGACGUCGACCAGCCGCCCGGUCCCCUCGCUCCGGUGCAACGUCGCGAGUGUUUUCUUUUAAUUUGGUGCUAAAAUGGACCCCCCCGGAGCGAAAAUUCGCUCGCCAAAAAUCUCCUUCUAAUCGGCGACUUCGCGAGCGUUAAAAAUCCCAUUAAAUCGUCCCCGGCCCACCAUUCUCGGGACUCGAGUCACUCGACGACUUCCGCUUCGAGUCACGGACUCCGCGCCUUUUUACAUGCUCCUUCCUCAAUCCUCAGAGACACGAAUAGUGCACCGGGAGUUAUGAACUCGAGAUAAACAUCGUUCGAGGAGGAAACGCCGAGUGCUUCGAACAGUGCGAACGUUCGUUCUCACAUUUCAGCCCCCUUUUCUCACCGAGACACCAAUUUUCAACUUUUUCUCCUCGACGAUGGCGUCUAUGUGCGGCAGCAGCAAGGCUCAUCCUGCUUACGCUCCGACCAAUUUUUAUCGACCGGGAGGUUACCCUUACCAGAAUGACUAUUAUCUGCCGCCGAGAUCAGCAUGGUCGAGAGUCCCACCACAACAGAUGACGAAGCGGAGACAUCGGUCCGGUUCGACGUGGAAAAUCGGGAGCGCCAUAAUCAUAAUUCUCAUGAUUUUCGUUCUGGCGAUUGCUGGAAUAGCUUUUUGGCUGGGAGCUAUACGCGGAGAGCCGAAAAAUGCAAUCGUUGGCUUUUCGUGCAGUUUUCGAGUCACCAGAGGGGAGCAUUACAAUCCAAUGUUGAAACUGAACACGAGCAUGGUUUUUAGGGAGAAGGAACGAAAAUACAAAAACAUUUUUGAACUUCUCUUCAGAAAAAGUGCCCUUGGCACAGCUUACAAGGACGCCGUUGUCGACAGAUUCGAGAACGGUUUGCUCAAGAUAUUCUUCAGACUUUAUCUCGAUCGCAGGAAGAUUCCUCGUACCUUAACAAACAUUGAAGAUACGAUCCAAGACAUAAUAGCCAGGGAGACGUACUCGUCAGCCUCCUUGUUCAAGGACAUGGAGCUUGACCUCACGAGCAUCUCAGUCAGACGAAUAAACGCCGAAUUGGUGAAGAGCCCAAAACCGAAUUCCCAGCAGCAAAGGAACACGAUGAUAACGAAAAACGGUUUGUUGAGACCGAGUCGAAACAGCUCGUUGGUUUCAGGCUCGAAGAGCAAAACAAAGCCCGUGAGGAUGGAGCCGAACGAGGCCGACAUCGAUUUCAGCAACAUUCCAACGAUCCAGGGCACUUAUCAGGCGACCAAACUCAAUUUGACUAAAGGCCCAAGCAAAAGCGAAACCAGAAAUGAUUCCAGUUCCGUAAACCUUAAAAAAGAUGAAACGAACAAAGAGAGAAAUUCUUCGGCAGCCAGGAACCCUGGCACGACGCCGGGAGCCGCCGAAACUGCAACGCGGAUGACCAACAAGAUGGCCGACCGGGUGACGCAAGCAACCAAAAUGGCCGAGCCGCCAACGAGCACUCCGCCUCCCAGGACGCCUCCAGCGAAAGAUUCAACAACCAAAGAGAAUCCUUUCAACGAAUUCCGAAAACCCGAUCUCGAAACCUCGCCCUGGAAGCCGAUAAUCCCCGAUUUCGGGCUUCCCGACGCCGAAUCCUCCAAGGAACAAGCGACUGAAAAAAUAUCGGCUAGUCCUGGCCCAGAAACGAGCAAGAUUAAGGUCGGGCCCGAGAUUUCGGUUACCACGGAAUCGGGGGUGAGCGACGCGACGAGAUUCAGCCUGGCGCCGUUGGGCCCGAGCUCUUUCGAAAGCCCCGAAUCCGAUUUCCCCCGGGAUCGGAUCGUGCCCCACGAGAUGGUCAACUUCCGUCCGAAUUCAAAGUUCAAAAACAAGAUUCCUGGAGUGGAGGAUGAGCCGGCACCGGAGAUCGAAGUCUCGGGUCACCUGCCCCCGGAAACUUACGACCUCCACCUCGGCACCUCCGCGGAUCACAAAUUCCAGCAUCCGAAUCCGGACCCAAGUCGAUUUCCGGCGUCAACAGCGACCGAAAAGCCCUCCGUUUGGCCGAAUCGGGAUUUACCGAUUUCCCAAACUCCCAGCAUGCUCGCCACGCUCCCGGGCAGCUUGCCGAUCGACUGGCCCACGAGUGGCUCCGGUUUCGGAUCGUCGGGAGUCGGCCAGGGCACCAAAAUCUCCGGAAUCGGCGUCGCCGAGCCGGUCCUCGAUCUCGAAUUCGAUCCGGAAAGCCGAAAUCGCUUUACCGAUAUUCUCGCAAUCGAUUCGACUCUCGCCAAGCCGUUGAGAGAUCAGGGAGUCGAGCCCAAGGACCCUGCGGAUUGGCCGGGCGUUGAGGACGCGCCCGAAUCCAAGCAGCCGAUUUACACGAGCUACCGCACUCCGGAUUUGAACGGUGGCGCCAAACCGAGCCUCGUGGAGAACCCCGGAACCCUUAAACCCUUCAGACACACCAUCCCCGUCGACAAAAUAACGCCAGCGCUCGUGGCAGUCCCGGAACUCAAGAUACCGAUCUCCGUAGAAAUCGGCUCGACGAGCAUCGAGCCGGAGACCCUUUUCGCCGCGGAUUCGGACGCCGUUUCUGCUCAAAGUGACAAAACUUCCGGUCCGCUUGAUAAAAGUAAACCGGAAGUAGGGCAGGAGCAGUUUUCCCAAAAGAUCGAAAUCGUUGACGAUUUGCCGCCAUCUUUGAACGCAACCGACGAUAAAACGAUCGACGAUGACACCAUUCUGCGACACCCUACCACGGAAAAGUUCUCGGAAGUCUAUCCGCCGAAGCCCAGCGGUGGGAAGCUCGCCAUUUCUCCAGAGAUCGUUACCGAUCUCCGGAGGAAUUCAACCUUCGUGGAAAUCGGCACGGUUCCCCACGAGCCUGGGCCAAAACCGGGGUCCGGUUCGUCGCAGGGCGUGGCUUGGCAGCCGGGGAACGUCCCCGCGCACCAAGAAAUCGGUAAGAAGGUUUAUAACGAUACUUUGAAAGCGAACAUCGUGGAAAAUGUCGUCACAAUGGCUCCGGCGAAGAGCAACACCGGAGUAGGGCGACCCUUGAGGCCCAGGCCAAAAAUCGACAAGGACAAAAGCACGAGGCUGCUGGAAAAGGACCCCGAAAGCUCAGCCGAUUUCGGACAGGAUGUCGAUCUUUUGAAAAAAUUAUUCGGCCUUGAGGAUCGUGAGAACGGGGGCUCCGGGGACGGGGAUCACCUCGUGACCGGAGAAAGCGUCGUCCAAGAAUCGGUAACCCGAAAAGAUCGACCGGUCCUCAAGCAGCCGAUCGUGGAAGUCGUAACUUCGAUAAGCACUAAAGUUUCGUCGAAAAUCAAAACCGACCAGGUCGUCCUCAGGUUCGAAAUAACGAAUUCGACUUCCGGCCCCGAGAUUCACGAUCGUUACGAGCCGAUCGCGAGUCCGGCGCCGGGAGAUCGGCAAGCCCCCGAGGGCCUGGAAGAAAACCGCUCUUUUCGCGAUGGAACAGAAAUCUUUGAAAAUUCGGACGAAAGACUGUUCCUCUGGAGCGAAAAGCGACCUGCACUCGUCGCCGAGGAUCUGAAAAGCUUCGAUCGAAAAAUAUCCAGUAACGAGGAGGUUAUAGAGAAAUUGAAAAAAUUUGCAGAGGUUAGAAUCGACAACGAUCCUGGAAAACGGAGAGAAAAUAAUUCGACGAAACACCUCGAUCGUCUCGAAUCACAGAAAAUCCCACCGCCCCAGUCGCUCGUCAAUUUUGAAGCGUUGAAAAAAAUCGCUGACCUCGCUACCGGACACAAAACACGAGCUAACAACACCGCACACAGCUUCACUCUCAGCAGGGACGGUCUUCAGGUGCUUACUAAAGUUCUCAACAAGGCUGACGAGCGAAUCGACGAAACAAUCAAUUCAACGACUGAGAAAUAUUUGGAUACAACUUUCAUAGAAUCUUAUUGCGACGGGUUCCGCUGCAACGAUGGUAAGUGCCUGCCUUCGGAGGGACGCUGCAACAUGCUGGGCGAGUGUUCGAACUCCGAGGACGAAAACGACUGCACUUGUGCCGAUUUUCUCAAAGCUCAAUCGCUCAAUCAGAAGAUUUGUGAUGGAACUCCCGACUGCUGGGAUUAUUCCGAUGAAAAUGAGUGCGAUUGGUGCUCGGAAGGACAAUUCGUUUGCGGGAACAGCAGAAGCUGCGUCGAUCAGACGAGAGUCUGCGACGGUUUUAAAGACUGUCCAAGCGGAGAGGACGAAAAGAAAUGUGCAGCUCUGAUAGACGAUGACGAAAUGACGAACAUCGUUGAAAAAAGGAUUUCCACGUCCCUCGAAUUUGUCACGGAACCGAUUUAUUCAACGGAGCCAAAAAGUUACGAAUUUUAUGAGGAAGAAACUCGCGAAAAACCGUCCGAACAUUCGGAUAUCCCGGAAGAUCAGGACGCCGUGGAAUCAGCCAUAUUGGAAACGACGACGUUUCGGAUCGUUGUCGAAAACUCACCAGAUUCAAAAAAACUCGCUCUCGGACGAGAAAUUUCCGGGACAUCGAAAAACCGAGCCGACCAUUCCGCCAACUCUAUUCGUCCCACCAAAAUCGAUAAUUCUUUUGAAAGAAAUGAAAUUCGCAACGAAAUCAAUGGAUACAGCGAUCGAGGCUUUUUAAGCAUCAGAAAAAAUGGGAAAUGGGGCAAACUCUGCCUCACAGGCAUGGACAACCUUCUCGAAGAGAAGAGAACUAUUUGGACCAUCGAGGAUCUUGGCAGAGCUGUUUGCAAAGCCGUUACUUAUCAGGAUUACGAGAGAGUGGAAAAGGUUUACGACGAGAAAACCUCUCGACAGGAUCGCAUCUAUUACAGCCUAUUUUACAACGAAGAGAAACAUUCUGAGAAAACGAGUUUGACGUUCAGACCCUCGGAGUGUCCGAGUGGGGAAGUCCUGCGUGUCAAAUGCAAGAAUCUCGAGUGUGGAAUUCGCACGCAAACAACUUCGCAGGCGAGAAUCGUCGGGGGUGGAAGCUCUGAGACGGGAAGCUGGCCUUGGCAAGUUGCUCUCUACAAGGAAGGCGAAUACCAGUGUGGCGGAGCUCUAAUCAGGGAUCGAUGGAUUUUAUCCGCUGCUCACUGUUUCUAUCAGGCUAAAUACGAAUUCUGGGUGGCGAGAAUCGGUGCAACGCGUCGCGGCAGUUUUCCCAGUCCCCACGAGCAGCUUUUGAUCGUGGACGAAAUUUCUCCCCACCCGGACUACAUCCACAAUGGUUUCAUAAACGACGUCGCGCUUCUGCGACUCGAAAAGUCGGUGACUUUCAGCGAUUAUGUCCGUCCGAUAUGUUUGCCGAGCGCUGAGCCAAAAAGUGGUGUUACCUGUACCGUCACUGGCUGGGGCCAGCUCUUCGAGCUUGGACGAAUUUAUCCUGACACACUCCAAGAAGUUGAACUUCCGGUGCUAUCGACCGAAGAAUGUCGAAGGAAAACACUUUUCCUCCCUCUUUACAAAAUCACUUCCGGGAUGCUUUGCGCUGGUCUCAAGGACGGUGGUAGGGACGCUUGUCUAGGUGACAGUGGAGGACCUCUCGUCUGUCCGGGGCUGGACAACAGAUACACGCUCCACGGAAUAACUUCGAACGGUUACGGUUGCGCGAGGCCGGGACGUCCGGGAGUGUACACGAAAGUGCAUCAUUACAUCACGUGGAUCGAGCGAACGAUAUCAAAAUUGGAUUCUCCAUCGUCGAUUCCCUCCUGCAAGGGGCACCGAUGUCCUUUGGGCGAGUGUUUGCCAAUGUCUCGAGUCUGCAACGGCUAUCUCGAAUGUUCGGACGGCAGUGACGAGCGGGAUUGUCCGCUGACGAGCCAACGGCGAUGAAAUCGCAUAAUAAGAACUAUUCAACAAAAACUAGAGACAAGAUGAAAAUACGAAAAAAACAUUAAAACCAAGAAAAAUCUUGGGCUCGUGGCAAUUUUGAGAGCAAAAAGAAAAACGUUUUUUUGCAGAUUUUACUAAAUCUAUGUGUGUUUCGACGAUGUUUCAUCGUCGAAGCUCCAACUGAAGAUGAAAAAUCAAGAUUUUCGGAAAUCCGAUCGCGUAGCUCCGAUUGUCUCUGCUUUCAUAUUUUUGCAACAAAAAAUUGAUCAUUAGAAAUGCAAUUUUUCGAAUGAACGCAAGUUUUUCGAGUGAAUUAACUCAAAAAACCAUUUUUCUGGAUUCAAAUCAGUAACGAGCCCUUCGAGGACCAAAAAAACGACUGGAAUUUACGUAUGUUGGAAAGAGCAUACGCCCACGUGCAAUACACGUUUGUAAAAUAGUUUAAAAAAUGGCAUAAAAACAAAAGACUGUUAACGAAGAGGAAAGUGACAAAAAUGAUGGAAUAGAUUUUUGAGAAAACCUUCAACGUAGUUAAUGAACGAGGCCAAUAUCGAGGUUCCAGCGAAGUGCAAUUACCUCACGUGCUAAAAACGUAGUUCAGUAGCCCUUUUGUGAUAAUUAUUCUUGUUUUUUCUCCCGCUAUUAAUAAGGUGGUGAAAAUGGGAGCGAAAAUUAGCGACAAACGUCGAGCGACCUGGCAUUUUGGUUUUUUGUUUCGAGUUUAAUUUUGCUGCAAAUCCGGAGCAGAAACUCGGUAAAUUGUGUGGGAAAAAUCUCGAGGCCACGUCCGCAGUUUUUUCGCUCCAUUUUCGUCGAACCUCGUGAUUAUUUUGUAUUUCGUUAUUUUAAUAUUGGCUAUAACUUCUAACACGUGUAAAUAUAUUGUUUGUUUAUCGUAGCGUAGGUGAUAGGUGAAUAAAUGAAAAAAUUCUUAGUAAAUGGAUUCUGCGAUACUCGUUAACUUGUAUUUUUGAAGUUUCGAUGACGAUUAUUCGAGGAGCCAAAAUAAAAUUGAUCGCAACGUCA
Molecule: messenger RNA, 6933 nt
Organism: Venturia canescens
Lineage: Eukaryota; Metazoa; Arthropoda; Insecta; Hymenoptera; Ichneumonidae
Exons: 13
Coding region: 544-5907 (1787 amino acids)
Biological process (GO): proteolysis
Molecular function (GO): protein binding; serine-type endopeptidase activity
Source: RefSeq, a predicted model, not a curated record